Messenger RNA from Nothobranchius furzeri (turquoise killifish), 7070 nucleotides. It is a transcript of the gene rc3h1b, whose product is annotated as ring finger and CCCH-type domains 1b. NCBI's taxonomy places the organism in Eukaryota, Metazoa, Chordata, Actinopteri, Cyprinodontiformes, Nothobranchiidae. Gene Ontology annotation, molecular function: double-stranded RNA binding; metal ion binding; RNA stem-loop binding. The record is from RefSeq and is a predicted model, not a curated record. Gene Ontology annotation, cellular component: cytoplasmic stress granule. Gene Ontology annotation, biological process: protein polyubiquitination; ubiquitin-dependent protein catabolic process; nuclear-transcribed mRNA catabolic process, deadenylation-dependent decay.
UUGCAUUUUUUGUCACAACACCAACCUUCAAGCUAGUCUGUCUUCGAAUUGACAACCCCCUCCCCUAAGAGCAGCGAAGCUGCGCAGUCGACAUGGCAGGAAAAUAUCGCAACAGUUUUGUAAAGAAAGAUGAGAUACUUCCAAUUCAUUUGGAAUAAUAUUCAUCACGAGAUGUGAUCCAACAUCCACAAUGUGUGAGGACAUUUAAGAACAAUUAAGUUCGGAAAACAAUCUCGAUUCCAGUGGAAUCUUCCAUACAUCUAUAUCUAUAUAUAAUUAUUAUAUUUUUCUUUGUGUUAACUCCUAAAUAUACACGCACCCAACCCACCAACAUAUAAUCAUGCCAGUGCAAGCGCCACAAUGGACAGAGUUUCUGCUGUGCCCAAUCUGCACGCAGACGUUUGAGGAGACUGUUCGCCGGCCCAUCAGUUUGGGCUGUGGACAUACUGUCUGCAAGAUGUGCCUGAACAAGUUGCACCGUAAGGCCUGUCCUUUUGACCAGACGGCCAUCAGCACUGACAUUGAGCAGUUACCUGUCAACACAGCCCUGUUGCAGCUGGUGGGAGGCCAGGUUCCUAAGGCUCAGCCUGUUGCCUUGAUUACCAGUCCAGAGGACUCACAGAAUUAUGAGAUGGCUAGGCAGUGUGUGGAGGAACUGGCCCUCUACCUCAAACCUCUCAGCAACACUCGAGGUGUAGGUCUGAGCAGCACGGCCCAGAGCAUGCUGAGUCGACCCAUGCAGAGGAAGUUGGUAACUCUCGUCCACUGCCAGCUGGUUGAGGAAGAAGGUCGUAUUAGAGCCAUGAGGGCAGCCCGCUCUCUUGGUGAGCGAACAGUUACUGAGCUCAUCUUGCAGCACCAGAAUCCUCAGCAGCUCUCCUCCAAUCUCUGGGCUGCUGUCCGUGCAAGAGGUUGUCAGUUUCUUGGCCCUGCAAUGCAAGAGGAAGCGCUAAAGCUGGUUCUUCUUGCUUUAGAAGAUGGUUCUGCGUUGUCCAGGAAGGUCUUAGUUCUCUUUGUAGUCCAGAGACUUGAGCCACGCUUCCCACAGGCCUCUAAAACAAGCAUAGGCCACGUGGUACAGCUCCUUUACAGAGCUUCCUGCUUUAAGGUCACCAAACGUGAUGAGGAUUCAUCCUUGAUGCAACUGAAAGAAGAGUUUCGUACUUAUGAGGCUCUACGGCGUGAGCAUGACUCUCAGAUUGUUCAGAUAGCCAUGGAGGGUGGAUUGCGCAUUGCACCCGACCAGUGGUCCUCUCUGUUGUACGGAGAUCAGUCUCACAAGUCUCACAUGCAGUCAAUCAUCGAUAAGCUGCAGACCCCAGCAUCUUUUGCUCAAAGCGUCCAGGAACUGACGAUCGCACUGCAAAGGACUGGAGAUCCAGCCAACCUUAACAGGCUGCGGCCCCACUUAGAACUACUGGCAAACAUCGAUCCCAGUCCUGAUGCUCCUCCUCCUACCUGGGAUCAGCUGGAGAAGGGGUUGGUAGCGGUGAAAACCGUAGUACACGGCCUGGUGGAUUUCAUCCAGAACCAUAGCAAGAAAGGAGCUGACCCUCAACAGCCACCUCAGCACAGCAAAUACAAGACGUACAUGUGUCGUGACAUGAAGCAGAAGGGAGGCUGUCCUCGUGGAGCCAGCUGCACCUUUGCCCACUCUCAAGAAGAACUGGAAAAGUACCGUAAGAUGAAUAAGCGCCUGGCGGCUCGCUCUGGGGGGCUUUUACCAGAUGACGGCCUUCCUCCUGAUGUAGCAGUAACCCGGAAGAUCUCACCGAUCAUCAAUGGCGGUGGAACACCAAAUCUGCCACAGUUAGUUGCUCGAGGCACUGAAACAGUCUCUUAUGAGAUCAUGCGUAAGCCAGUUAAGCUGGAUGGAGGAAGUCCAAGUAUCCCAGGGUCACCGCCUGAUGUACUGGACCCUAUGCCCAAAUCUGGAAUGUCUUUGACGCCUCAUGCAAUGUCUGCCAGGAUGCCCGCAGACCACCUCCAAGGAAUUAAGCAUGUGUCAAUGGUAGCGAGGGGAUCACCUGUUUAUCCCCCAUCGCAGCCGUCUGAUAUGUGCUAUGACCCACGUCCCCCACCUGCCUCUCAGUAUGAGCCUCCACAGUAUGCACCAGGCUACCCCUACCAGCAACAGUAUGUUCGAGAUCCAUACAUGCGUAACCCUCCUCCCCCAAGUGAUUCAGGACCCCCUUACCAUGACCCUUACACUGGUUAUGGUCCUCCAGAGCGCCCGUACCCAGCACACCACGGCCCACCUUUCUCCUAUGCUCAUCCUCCUCAUUAUGACAGAGGUCGCCCCGGCACCUACAGCAACCCGCCACCUCAGCCCUACCCACCUCAGAGUAACAGCCUUGUAAAAAUGAGUCAAGCACCCGUGGAUGUUCCCCCAUCAUCAACGGGGCCGGCCAACCCGCUGUACCACCAGGAGCCUAGUCCCCGGGAUAGAUAUCCAACAGAUGGCUACUAUCCACCGGGCAACCAGUCUCCACAUAUGAGGACUUAUGUCAGGGGACCAUCAUACUGUAGUCCACAGCCUAGUUUGGACUACCUGCACCGACGACGACAGGAGCUGAUAUCCCAACUGGAAGAAAGGAAAGUGAUCUCUCCUCCGCCGUUCGCUGCCUCCCCUACACUUCCACAUCCCUUCCCCAGUGACUACCCCACUGAGUAUGGGGAUGAGAGCUCCAAAGCAGUUUUGAAGUGCAGGGAGCCUGACUACGCGGGGCAGUACUCCCCCUGGUCCUGUGAAACUAUUGGUUCAUAUAUUGGCACAAAAGACCCCAAACCCAAAGAUGUCAUGGUUCCUGGAACUAUGGAGAUGAUGAAUGUGGAGGCCAAAGGUCUGAGAGAACCGUCACUGGAGGCUCCUCGAAGGAGUGCAGAAGUAAAGGAUGAUGACCCGAUUAUACCGUUUGGUCCCCAGCCCACAGUAUCACGCUUUGGUGCCAUUUCUCGCACUUCAAAGACGGGCUACCAGAACACUGGUCCGGUGCAAGCUAUAGCCUCCACCCCCCAGAACCCCAACUCUAAACAUAUGGUCAUGCCGGCAGAAUAUUCAUAUGGAAGUCAUGGUGGUUGGAGUGGAGCUCCAUAUCCCUCCCACCCAAAUGCUUCUUCCUCUCAGGGACACUUUGAGCGCCUCACGGCAGCCUCAGACAGAGAGCAGUUAAAGAUUGAGCUGCAGCAGGUCAACCAGCAGAUCAACCAGCAGACUCAGAUGCACAACAUGGAGAAUUUCCAGCCUGCACACUUCCACUCCUCACUUCCUGUUUCAAAAUUGCAGACUGCCAGUAACUCUUUGCUCCUGCAGAGGGAUGUUGGUGCAUUGGCAGGUCAGCCUCUGCAGGCCAGCCAGGGCCAGACAGCUGUAGCAUCCCAACAGCAACAGCCCAAGUGGCCAGCAGGGGGUGCAAGUGCAUCAGCUGUAUCAAGCGAACAGCUUAGCUUGGAGCUCCAUCAGGUGGAGAGAGAAAUUGGCAAAAGGACUCGUGAAAUGGCUAUGGAAAACCAAGUAGCCCAUGAUGUUCAGCCAUACAAGAUGAUGCCUGCAGAAAAUGGACAACCAGAGCACCAGACUCAGCUGGAGGAAAUGUCUCUGGCUCUUGGUGACGUGUCCAACGGCUCCAGCAGUUUGCAAGAAAGUGCAGUGGGCGGGUCCAUGCUGUCACUGACAAACAAGACAUCUGCACUGAGCCUGUGUUCUGAUUCAGGUGCCUCUGGGUCAGAGAUGCAGAAGAAUGGUGUUGUCCAUUCCUGCUCUUAGGAAUUACACAUUUACACAUACACACACACACACACACACACACACACACACACACACACACACACACUGCUCAUUUGAAAUGCAUGCACAGGCACCAAUACACCCAUUCUAUUUAGAAGAUGAGCAGUAUCUGCCGUGAUGAAUUUUCUUUCUUUUUGUUCUGUGAAUGAGCUUUUUUUUAAAUAACUUUCCUUGCCUGGAAACCAGAGCAAAUGAUAACAUUUCCUGUGUGUGUUCUUACUUAUUUUUUUGUACUGGGAUUUAAUCAACAAGGCUCACUAUGGAUCUAUCAGGUAGAGAACAUGGUGGUGAUGUUGACAGUGUUAUUGUUCAAACUAGGUAUGACUACUCUAUUUUCCCACAGCGCAGUCGAGGCAAACACGGAUUCUCCCUCUGAGACUUUCUUCAGUUGUGGAAGCAUACAUGUAAACAAACGGUUAACUGUCACAUCAGACACUCUUUGAGGACAUUUCUUAAAGUUUUGUGAUUUGUGACAGCGUUUUUAAAUAAAAGCGUACAAAUAUACAAGUCACCCCCAAAAUCGUAAUGAGAAGUUGGCCAGAUCUAGAUGCCUGAAGAGGGAAAUGCUGUUUAAAUUCCACCUUUGUUCAGCCAGAAUUGACCCGGUGGUUGUUUUAAAAACAAAUAGUUGCACCACACAUUUCUUCAUCUGCCAUGUCAUGCAUUUUUAUGAACAUGUUUCUGUUUCAUACUUGAAAGCAGUAUAUAUAAAAUUAAAGCAUUCUGUUUUAAAGAUUGCAAAACAUUUUUUGAUAAAAAAAAAAGAACAACAACCUUUGUUUUCCAUGAGGGAAUAUUAAGUGCUUUUCCUGGUUGUGGUGUGGCCCAAGGCAGUUGUUAUUGUUCUGAGUGCAUUUAGCUCCAGUCGAUUGUAAAAAUUCUCAGUAUUUUUUUCUGAGGGUUACCAGGCUGGGAGUAAAUCCAUCUAUUUCAGGAGUUUUUUUGAAAAAAGUGUUAACUUCAAAACAUCGGGGCAUUUAAAAAUAAAUAAAGAGCAUUUCCCUCGUCUGGGUGUCUAAUCUGGUCACGCAAAGGCCUCCCCAUUGGGAUUAUCUCGUCAUUUGUUCUCAUAACUUCUAUGAAGUUGCCUUCCCUUGUUUGUUAUUUUUAUUGAAAUUUUUUUUGCUUGUUUGUUUUCUUCUGCUUUAAUUUUGCGUGUCUUGUGCUUUACAUUGUUACGAUUUUGGGCGGUGUAGUUUACGCUAAAGAACACCACCGAGGACGCGUCCUUUCAGCUAUAAAAUAGUUGCAUCAAAAGCUUACGGCUGCAGUUUCAGCAGCGCGCAGUACAUCCAACGUCAUGUUUACAGCUAAAAAUAGUGGCGAGAGUUACUAAAUAAACAUUCUUCAUACAGUCAUUUUUAACUGUGCUGUGUAUUUGUAGAACAGCUGGCAGAAAAGACCAGUCAGUCUCCGGAUCAUAAGACACUGUCCUCAUCACCAUCAGUACAAUUAAUACUCUUUCUCUAAUCUAUCGAUUGUUUACCUCUGAUGCUCAGCUGCUCUUUGCCUUCUGUAAACAUUUGACAACAGUUUCAAACCUCUGCCGACAGCGAGUCCUUGUGCUUAAACGGUUAUAAACAAGAAACGCUCUGGGUCAACUUGCUCUAGCUUAUAGUUGAGCCUUCACUUUGGUCAAAGGGGAACUGAAAAACGGACACUUGGACAAAUCCCUGAUUACUCGUGAAUAUUUUUGUGUCCAGUGUCCACUUUGGGAUUUGAUGUGCACCUCUUUCAAUUUUCCAGCGCCAUAACAGCAUUUUUUUUUAAAUCUAAUUUGUUUUCAUCUCCGACCACACUUGGGCUGCUCUUUGCUACAAUUAUUGUUUAGGUACACAGCUCACUUAUACAUAUGAGUAUGUAUACAUACAUUAAUAUACUAAAGCACUAUUAAUGUGCCACCUUUUACUCUACUUGCUCAGCAUUUAUAUUAAAUGAUCUCUACUUAGAAUCAGCUUUUUUUUCUAUUUUGUUUUUGUUUUGUGUCCAUUGGUUGCCAACACAGACUUUAUCCUUUCCCAGACGAAGGACCUCUGUGUGCAUUGAUGUGUGUUCACUUAAACUUUUGUGUUCAAACAAAGAUGUUCUUUAUAGAUUAUGCUUCCGAAGAAGACAAAAUCUGUAACUUUGAAAAAAAAAAAUUAUAUGGAGAUGUUUUGUGCGUGUGCUAGAUUGUAUUGUAGGAAAUGUACCCUUAAUUAUUAUUUUUUUGGUUACCUCCCCUUGAACUGUGCUGUAUUGGGCAACAGUGUUGAGACUUUAGAAGAGUUAUUGGUGCUUUUGCCCGCCACUGCCCCAAAGAGAUACACCAGGAAGUCUCUUAGGAAAGGUUAGCCUUAAUCUGGUCUGUAAUGCUCCUUUUAAAGGACUUUUUUUUUAAGGAGUAUGAGAAAAGUAUCCAACAGGCUCAGUCACACAUAUUUUUCUUACAGAAAAAGCAACAGUUGAAAUUAACUUUAUUUUAAGGAAAUUGUUAAUUUACUGACCCCCAACUCUUAAAUGACGUGUGAUCAACAGCUUCAGUAGUCCACGUGACAUUUUUUUCUCUUUUUAUAUUUGGGUCACCUUUCAAGUUGAAAGGAGGAAGGGGAAGUUGCAACACCUUUUAUGUUCCCUCACUUCUGUAUUUGAGACAACCAAAACUGAUUCUGCAGGUCUAAUUGAGCCUAAAACACCUUUAGCUUAGCAGAGCUUUCAUGCAGUAUGUAUCGGGGGGAGAUUAUAACGAGAUAGUAAAAGGCAAAGAUGUUUAUUUUAGUCCUGUGUGCUUUGUUUUCUGAGUGGACAUGCUGCCUACACCCCUUGUUGAUGGUUAAUCCCCCAUCCACACCCUUUGACCACUGACUGACCUCUGUUACUGCUGUUCGAGGCUCACGUUUUAUUCUCAGACUUUCUGGGGAAAUUUACAAAUGGCUUUUUUAUAUUAUUACUCCCUUGUAAAAUAUCUCUUAAAUUAAGGUACAGGUUUGAUUUCAGCAAGAAAAAAAGGUUUUUAUAUGUAUAUUAUACUCCAUUAAGGAAUGUCUAGAAUUAUCUUCCUCCAAUGUGGAUGUAGCCAUUAUUACGCCAUUUUAUGACUUUGUAAGAGAAUUCACUGUGUGAAAAUUGGUUUGCAUUUUUGUAUAAUACAAUCUGCUUUCUUUUUGUUUGUUGUUUGAUACGAGAAAGGUCAAACUGGACGUUUGAAGAGAGGAAAACCUGUGAAUCCGAGAAAACAAAAUGUAACUUAUGUGCAACAGUGAUUCUAAACUGAGGGGAAAAAUUAAAUGAUAUUGCUAACUGA